UCAGGUCAGACGGUCACGUGACGCUCCAGGUGAGACGCAGGUGUAAGAGGAGGCCUUGUGCGCUCCAUCCAUUAUUCAGACGGAGGAAUCUGAUUGGCUGCUGCAUGAGCAUGUGUCUGCACACCUGUCGCAUUCUGUCUGUCUGUAUCUCUUCUGUACACCGUCGUCCUCAGAGUGUCUCCUGUGGGUCAAGAGAGUUACGGAUCUGGUCAGAGCUGAAGAUGGUUUCUCCUGCGAUCGCUUUGGCUUUUCUUCCGCUCUUGCUCACACUGAUCAUCCGUUACCGAUAUUUUUUCGUGUUGCUGUAUCGGGCCGUCCUGAUCCGCUGGGUGCGGGACUGUCUGACGGGCCUCAGCCGAGAGGAGCGGGCGUUUCAGUACAUCCUGACCCACGCCACACCCGGAGACGUCCAGAGCAUCCUGGACACAUUCGACCACUGGUGCAGCAAAGUGGAGUUCAUCAGCAACAUCGGACCCAAGAAAGGUAAGAUCCUGGACCGGCUGCUGCAGGAACACUGUCCCAUCACGGUGCUGGAACUGGGCACUCACUGCGGCUACAGCACGGUCCGCAUCGCCCGCUCGCUGCCCAUCGGCGCACGCAUUUACUCCGUCGAGAUGGAUGAGGGAAACGCUCGGGUGGCUGAGAAAAUCAUCCGGCUGGCAGGUUUUGAUGAGGACAUGGUGGAGCUGAUCGUGCGUCCCUCGGAUGAGGUGAUCCCGCGUCUGCGUGAGGAUUUCGGCGUGGAGCGUCUGGAUCUGGUCUUCAUGGAUCACUGGAAGCGCUGUUACCUGCCGGACCUGCAGCUGCUGGAGGGCAGCGGUCUGCUCGGCGAAGGCUCCAUCAUUCUGGCCGACAACGUCAUCUUCCCUGGAGCGCCCAACUUCCUGCGACACGCGCGCAGCUCGGGCCUGUACGAGGUCAGAGUUCACCGCGCCACGCUGGAGUACAUCCGCGGCAUCCGUGACGGCAUGGCCGAGCUCACCUUCCUCGGGAUCAAGUAAAACACGCUUACAGGAUGUUAACGUGACGCUCUGAACAGUUCGUGUCACAGCUGCUGUUGAUUCAGUGCUCGUUCAUUAACAUCAAUCUUCAAGCAACAUUCACAUUUAUGCAUUUAUCCAAAGUGACUUACGUUGCAUUCAGUGCACACAUUAACAUUUAACCGUUCCGUGCUUUUCCUGGGAAUCGAACCCAUGACCUUGGCACUGUUAGUGACAAGAUUUACUGUUUGAGCGACAGGAAACACAUGGAACACUUAUUAAGUUUGAGGAUUUGUGAGAUCAGGUAAAUAAAGCUGGCAUGAAAUAAAAAUUCAUCUUUAUCUGUGCAUAUUUGUUUUAACCUCGUGUUUUAUCAAAAUGUAAUAA
This is a messenger RNA of Cyprinus carpio (common carp), 1367 nucleotides long. Its product is annotated as transmembrane O-methyltransferase. Gene Ontology annotation, biological process: developmental process; catecholamine catabolic process; dopamine metabolic process. Gene Ontology annotation, molecular function: catechol O-methyltransferase activity. NCBI's taxonomy places the organism in Eukaryota, Metazoa, Chordata, Actinopteri, Cypriniformes, Cyprinidae. The record is from RefSeq and is a predicted model, not a curated record.